Molecule: messenger RNA, 1179 nt
Organism: Nicotiana tabacum (common tobacco)
Lineage: Eukaryota; Viridiplantae; Streptophyta; Magnoliopsida; Solanales; Solanaceae
Molecular function (GO): oxidoreductase activity
Source: RefSeq, a predicted model, not a curated record
UGCUUAAAUAUAAUUAAUCAUUUAAAUUCUAUUAGCAUAAAAUGUAUGUAUCCAUAACUUUCUGCAUUAUUAACUAAUGCAUACAGAAACAAUGGAGCCGUGGAAAGACCUGAGCGGAAAAGUAGUAAUGGUGACAGGUGCGUCGUCAGGAAUAGGGCGAGAGUUCUGUCUCGACUUGGCGAAAGCCGGCUGCAGCAUCAUUGCUGCCGCUCGUCGUAUUAACAGACUGAAAUCUCUCUGCGACCAGAUUAAUAACUCGGAAGACACCCAGCGCGCAAUCGCCGUCCAGCUUGAUGUCACCGCGGAUGGUUCUACAAUUGAGGCUGCUGUACAGAGAGCUUGGGACGCCUUCGGACGUAUUGAUGCCUUGGUUAACAAUGCCGGACUUAGAGGUAAUGUGCAUUCUUCACUGAAAUUGCCAGAGGAGGAGUGGAACCAUACCUUUAAGACAAACCUAAGAGGGGCAUGGUUGGUGUCCAAAUAUAUUUGUAGACGAAUGCGCGAUGCUAAACAGGGCGGAGGAUCUGUUAUUAAUAUCAGUUCAACUGCUGGUCUGAAUCGGGUACUAAUACCAGGGGGUGUUGCUUACGCUUCUUCAAAGAUGGCUCUUGACAUGGUCACCAAGAUGAUGGCCCUGGAAUUGGGAGUAGAGAAGAUCAGAGUGAACUCAGUAUCACCAGGAAUUUUCAAAUCUGAAAUAACAGAGAGUCUUAUGCAAAAGGAAUGGUUCAAUAAUGUUACUUUGAGAACCAUUCCUUUGAAAACUCUUGGAACGACAGAUCCGGCUUUAACAUCAGUGGUCAGGUACUUAAUUCAUGAUUCUUCAGAAUAUGUUUCAGGCAAUGUCUUCAUUGUCGACGCUGGAACAACUUUAGUAGGUGUUCCCAUUUUCUCAUCACUGUAGACAAAGAGAAUGGACAUGUUAGAUAAAAUAUAAUGUUGGUUUUGUCUCAUGACUUCAAUUGUCGAAGUGAAAUGUAUCUUAUUGUAGUCUAAACAAAAAAUCGUAGGACUCUAAGUAUCUCUAUAUGUAUUCAGCCAUAUAUUUUUGAAUACGAUUUAUCUACAAGGACAUAUGUUUAAGGCCUAUAAGCCAAGGUAUGAUUUCCGUUGUAUUUAAGAAGGCAUACCAAUUUAAAAAUAUUUUGAAAGGAUAUGAUGAAUGCGAUUUUAGUACUA